Molecule: messenger RNA, 4365 nt
Organism: Sorex araneus (European shrew)
Lineage: Eukaryota; Metazoa; Chordata; Mammalia; Eulipotyphla; Soricidae
Gene: SYNPO
Product: synaptopodin
Exons: 2
Coding region: 441-2513 (690 amino acids)
Biological process (GO): spine apparatus assembly; positive regulation of actin filament bundle assembly; modification of dendritic spine
Cellular component (GO): stress fiber; nucleus; Z disc
Molecular function (GO): actin binding
Source: RefSeq, a predicted model, not a curated record
GCGGCGCUAGGGCCGCGGGGCGCAGCCUGCCCAGCGCUGGCGGCUGGCUCGCUCGGGUCCCCGCCGGCCGUGGACGCGGGGCGCGGGCGUGUCGGGGCGGCGCGCACAGACGCACGCGGGCAGCCUUGGUCCGGAGCACCAGCCUCACUGAGAGGAACCUGAAAGAAGCCAAGGUCCGGAGCCAGCAGAUCGCGGCGCAGCUGACCACCCCGCCCAGCGGCGGCUCCCGCGGCGUCCAGCUCUUCAACAGGCGCCGGCAGAGGGUCAACGAGUUCACCUCGGAGAGCCACGGCCAGAGUGGACAGAAGGCCAGCCAGGGCCCCCUCAGGGUCUCCACUGCCAGCGCCGCAGGCCAUGUCCCGGGGCUCAGCCUGAGUCCCGGGCCACUCCCCCCUGCCCCGCCCCCCAGCGACUCUGACGGAGGGACCCCCAGCCACAGCAUGGAGGGCUGCUCAGAGGAGACGGGCCUGCUGCGGCAGCUGGACAAGGUGGCCAGCGAGGAGGAGGAGGUUCCUCUGGUGGUUUAUCUAAAGGAGAACGCCGCCCUGCUGACGGCCAACGGGCUGCACCUCUCCCAGAACCGAGAAGCCCAGCAGGCUCCGUCAACCCCACCGCUGACCGAGGUCCCCAGCCCGGUGGCGGACGUCAACCAAAACCUCUCCUCGCCUGGCACGGCUCUCGUCACCCCAGCCGCUAACAGCAACCACGUCCUGCCGGCCGCAGACGUCAACCAGAACCCGCCGGCCCCGCUGGCCCCGCAGAGCCCCGCCCUCCCCAGCGUCCAGCAGAAUUCUCUGGAGGCCCCGCCCAAGGGCACUGUGCCCGAUGCCCAGCCUGGCAACCUGGGUGCCAGAGGGCAGCCCCAGGAGGCGGCCAUGGAGGUGAGGCCCAGCGUCCUCCUCAUGGAGAACGUCUUCACUCCGCCCACCACCACCAGCACCUUCUGCAGGGAGGCGCCCCCCAUCUCCAGCUUCGGGCCCCCCGCCACAGACUUCAUGUCCAGCUCUCUCCUCAUCGACAUACAGCCUAGGGCCUCCCGGGCGGAGCAGGAGAUGCCCGGGCAGGCCGCGGCCACCACCCCCACCAAGAUGUACAGUGAGGUCCACCUCAUGCUGGCCAAGCCCCCAUCAGUGGUCAACAGGACGGCCAGGCCCUUUGGGGUCCAGGCCCCAGGGACCCCCGGCCAGGUGGAGCGGAGCCCCAUGCUGGAGAGACGGUACUUCGGAGAGAAGGCUGAGACUCCCCAGCCGUACACCAUGGCCGACAGGAGCCCCCGGCCACAGCGACACGUGAUGGCCCCCAGCCCCAUGCUGGGGAGGAGGCCGGUGGGGCAGCGAAGCCCGGCCCUGGAGAGACGCCCCUUGGGAAACUUCACCCCGCCCCCCACCUACGCGGAGACCUUGUCCACAGCGCCCCUGGCUUCCCAAGUGAGGUCUCCGCCCUCCUACGCGGCCCUGUACCCCAGCUCCGACCCCAAGCUUUCUCAUCCGAAAGGCCAGGCCGUCCCUGCCAGUAAGACGGGCAUCCUGGAGGAGUCGAUGGCCCGCCGGGGCAGCCGGAAGUCCAUGUUCACCUUUGUGGAGAAGCCCAAGGUGACCCCGAACCCCGAUCUGCUGGACCUGGUCCAGACGGCCGAUGAGAAGCGGCGGCAGAGGGACCAGGGGGACGUGGCCGCGGAGGAGGAGCCCUUCGCCCUGGGGGCCGAAGCCUCCAACUUCCAGGCCGAGCCGUCCGCCCGGGACAGGGCCAGCCCUGCGGCCGCAGAGGACACAGUCCCGGAGUGGGCCUCGUGCCUCAAGUCUCCGCGCAUCCAGGCCAAGCCCAAGCCCAAACCUAACCAGAACCUCUCGGAGGCGUCCGGGAAGGGGGCCGAGCUCUACGCCCGCCGCCAGUCCCGGAUGGAGAAGUAUGUCAUUGAGUCCUCCGGCCACCCGGAGCUGGCCCGCUGCCCGUCGCCCACCAUGUCCCUGCCUUCCUCCUGGAAAUACUCCACCAGUGGCCCCGGGGGCUUCCGAGUGGCCUCCCUCAGCCCGGCCCGGACGCCGCCCGCCUCCCUCUACCACGGCUACCUGCCCGAGAACGGGGUCCUGCGCCCCGAGCCCACCAGGCAGUCCCCCCACCAGCUGCGGUCCUCGCUCUUUGUGCUCUCCCCGCUCAAGGAGCCGGUCAGGGCCCCCUCGAGAUCUGCCUCGCCCAGGGCCACCUCUUCCAGAGCCGCCUCCCCGGCCAAGCCGAGCUCCCUGGACCUGGUGCCCAGCCUGCCCAAGGCGGCCUACCCGACAUCGCCAGCCCUGCCUCGGGCCUCCCGCUCCUCUCCUGGGCUCUACGCCCCAUCGGGCCAGGACGGCCUGCAGCCCACCUCUGGGAGCCCCACCUACAGCACCGACGUCUCCCCUGUGUCGCCUUCCCGGGCGUGGUCUCCCCGAGCCAAGCAGGCUCCCCGGCCCUCCUUCUCCACCCGCAACGCUGGGAUCGAGGCUCAGGUGUGGAAGCCAUCCUUCUGCUUCAAGUAACGAACGGCGUGGAGGCCCACUGCCGCUAGAGACGGCAGCAGGGGGCACAGGGCUGAGAGGCAGGAGUUUGGGGGUGCAGGGUCUGGGGCCACCAGCAGCAGCCGGCCAGGGAGUCCACGUGCCCUCCCUGAGCUGCGGCCACCCCUCCCGUCUACAGGGAGUCUUGGACUCUGCAACGGAAGGUGGGGGGCCGGGGGGAGCACUGGCUGAAGAGUCCCUUGGCAGGGCCUGAUGGGAUGGAGAAGCUGCCUCUGGCUUUCACGAGCUGCAGAGAUGGCAGCGUCUCGCUGGGGAAGCCAUGGAGGGGCCCUCCCCGGGGUCGCUAAGGCCGAGAGAGCCUGCCAGUGACCCAGCCCCUGCUGCCCCAGCGGGCUUCCCAGCCCCGCCUGGCGUCUUUCUGCCUGUCGCUGAAUUCUCGCCUCCAACCGUCUGUUCUUUCUGCCUCUGCCUCUGCCUCUGGACACCGUUUUCUCUCCCUGCUUCACACGGCUUUGCCCUGGCCUCCACGUGUUCUCCUCUGCUUGGUUCUGCAAGAGAAUCGAGUCACGGCUGCUGUCUGACGGGGCACUUCCUGCCCCCGCCCUUCCCCCGCCCCCCCACCUCCGUGUUCAGGCUCUGUUGGGCUCCGUAUGCCCACCUGGCUGGCCUUCACCAUUCUGGAGUGGGGGAGGUCCCAGGAGGCAGGUUCCCCCAGAGAAAGUGAGCGCGGUAGAAGAAUGUGUUGGGUGUCCGGGAACAGCAGGCGAGGCCCCUUGCCGGGUACCGAUUGGCCUUUUGGCUGCAGAUCGGGCCAGACUGCCGUGCUAAGGCCGUCGUCUUUGAGCUGGCAAAGGGGGCUCAGGCCCCUCCUCAUUCCCCGGCCCUCUGGCCGUGGCCGUGUUCCUUUCCCUUUGGGAAGGCCGUGGGUCUUCUCAUUUCCAUGAGGGGCCUUUCCAGAUGUUUCUGUCGGAGACCUGGAAUUUGAGAGGCCGGGCUGGUGCACGACCUUGUAAAUGACAAGACCGUCCCCCUGGUGGAGAGCAGGAAGGAAUUCAGUGGUGCCCUAGGACAGAUGGAGGUUCAGUAACAGGUUUGUUUCCGGGAUGGGUGAGAGGUGGCGGGAGGCCAAGGGAUGUGAAACCUAGGGUCAGGGUUGCCUGGAGACAGGGAGUGUGGUGAGCACUGAGGCAGGAGUCAGCAGCUCGGGGAGAGAGGACAGAGGAGGAGAACCUUCAGGCCUUCAGGAAAAGUCUGGGGCUCCGAGAUCCGACUUGGAACACACUGAGGCCACGUGUAUCUCUGGACCUCACUUCCCUGGGGCAGACAGUGCGGCAGAUCGCCCCAGAUGGCCCUCCUGGUCACUUCUGACACCUUUCGUAUGAUACAACGCCCUCUGCCACUAAUGGGUGGGGAACUGACAGAAUUACAGACGCGCGAGGCAGGAUUCAGAUGGAAGCUUUCCAAGACUGGGGGCCGAGCACCACCCACUUCCUCUUUCCUAGCCCUAUUUCUGGGCUCCCCAGUGGGGCGAAGGGUGGUGGAGGCGGUGCCCAUGCUGGGCUGAGCCUGCAGUUUUCGUGAGCUCGGGGGUUCGUCUCCAUGGAAACAGGGGUGCUUUCCCAGUGAGCUCAUUCUGCCCAGAACUCCGAGGGCAUGUGUGGGGGAGUCUUGAGUAAGUGCAGCUCCUUCAUGCCAGCCCCUCCCAGGACAGUGCAGCCUCAGCCAGCAGCCGCUUCUCCCCCACCCCCACCCCCACCCCCGCCCCCCCAGGGCCAGCCAGGGAGGAGCCCUGCCCCCCUCUCCUGCAGCUCCUGAGCCUGGAUGCCCCCAAUUCUGUUUUCUCCUGUUCUCAAUACACUCUGCCUCAAACCUG